CGAUUGUGUGGGUUGCAGGGUUGCAGAGAGACGCUGCGAUUGGCGUCCUCUGAUUAAAAAAAAGUGCAAUAAUUUUUCUCAAAAAGUGCAAUAAAACUCGUUUGCAGUUCUCGGCACUUCACAAUGUCGCUGACCAUAGUCAAAUAUCGAAAAACAGCUGACGGCAUUCUGCCCAUAACGCCCACUGUGAUAUUUAGACCUAAAGUGCAAGUGCAGCCACAGCAAACUGUCAAGAAGGUAGCAGGCACUACUAUUGCUCUCGGCAAAAUACCUGCCGGAGCUAUUAUCAAGCCGAGUAUGAAACGCGCCUCCAGCAGCGCAACAUCUCCAGCCGCUCCUUUGGUAAAGACGCCAAAGUAUGUGAUGCAGUCGAGCAGCUAUGCCAGUGCAUCGUCCCCCUCACUGGCCUGGCAAACGUCGUCCUCACCGCUGGCUAGCAUUAAGAAGGAAUCGUUAGGCGCUGCAAUUAGUUCCCUUCCGCCCAAUACGAUUAUAAAAGCAACCACUAGACAACCCCUAUCCACGACCAACAGCCCGUUGCCAGGUCAUGUUAGUGCACUGGGCACAGGGUCGUCGUCCCCUGCCGCAGCACCUGCGGUCGCCUCCGCGGUGCGUCAGGCUGUUUUCCUGAAACGCGAUAUGCCACAACGCACCAUGCGCAGCAUGACAUUGGGCUCCAUUGAUAUGGCCUCUACACUGCAUCUGGGCGUAUCCAGCGCACAUUUGCCACUGUUUAAGCGGCACAUUUGUAAAUACGCAAAUCUGUCGCAUCUGGACUGCUGCGUAACGCUGCGAAAGCUGCGUCUGAACGAACCAUUUGCCCUACUCGCCGAGUUCUUUGAGCUGAGCGAGCAAGAUGUGGAACAGACAUUCAAGCGUACGCUUAUCAAGCUGGCACGCUGCCUGCGUCCGCUCAUUCGCUGGCCAGACGCCAAGCACUACUCUGAACGCUUAAAGCACAUGCCUUUAGCCUACAGAGCCAACCUGCUGCAUGUGCGAUCGCUGAUUGAGUGCGUUGAGACGGAGGUGAGCGAGACGCUCAAUUUCGGCUGCGACAGCUACAAGUUUAUCCUGUGCCUCAACACGAAUGGUGUUAUUAGCUAUGUGUCAGAUGCCUUUCGUGGCGACUGCGAUGAUCUGCAAUUGUUUGAGGCUACCAAUUUUAAGGACAUCAUACCCAAGUACUUAACGCUAUGCGCGGAGCCAGGCAAAGCUGUUAGACGCUCACCUAAAACCAAUGCAGAUGAUGGCCUAACAGAUGAGGAGUACGAGGCACAGGAUGAUGAGCCAAAGCAAAUCCUGAGCAAAUUUGAUGAACAGCGAUUGGCUGGCCAAUUGGCCAACAUGCAAACGAUGUCCGUCUCAAAUGGCGCACUCACCUCCACACGUGCACCGCAGCUCCAGUUGCCUACGUUGCGCGUCAAUGAGCCCGCCUGUCGCACACAGAUGCGUCACACGAUCGACACGUUGCGAGAGUUCAAGAUACUCGAUCACUGUGCUUUGCAGCAGACCCCACUGCUGGGCUAUUUGAACGAGAUGCUGAUUGUCGCUGCGGCGCUUUGUAAUCUGCAGCAGCAGUAGUAGCAGUAGCAAAAGUUUAGCUUAAAUUUAAACAACACCUGUUUUAAGGUCGUUACACUCGCGAUUAUGUACACAAUAUGUUAGCAUUACAAUUUAAAUUUUGAUACUAAAUGUUGUAUUUAGUCACUUUUAAUUACUGUAAUUUGCAGCGGCACAACAGCAACAGCAACAGAAGCUGGCACUUUCACAUGCCUGCUCUUUGUUGUUAGCACAGCCCUUGAUUUGCUGUAGCUGUUGCUUGUAGCAAUUGCAUUUGGUGUAUAUUUUAAUAGCCUUGUAUACACUUUGCUGCGGAUCCUAUAACUUUGUCACGCACUCAGCAAGACAUUCGAGGAAUCCGUUUAGUAUAUUGCACAUAUUCUCAAAUUUGUUUAAUCAUGCCAUGUGGCACAUAUGUUUAUACAUAUCACUAUAUGAGAUAGUUUAUAGACAAAUAUCAGGCAUUAGUGUCAGCAAGGGUAUAACAUUGUCGGCAACCCGAGCAUAAAAAUUCUUUUCUUUUUGCUAUAAGCUUCAUAACGAGCUGUGUUUAGUAUGCAGUGCAACAGGUUGCCGCGGCUGCUGUUGCUACUGUGCUGGCUACUGCAAUUUGACAUUGUUGACCUUUAGCAACUAGGCAUUGUUUAUAUUUAUGCACACAUAUUUGUAUGCCAUUCCAUGUCUUGUUUUCAUAUUGUUUCAUGUAUUUUGUAUUUUCAUGGCUUACACAACCUUUUCGAAAUGGCCGUCGUUGCCGUGCUUUAGACACCCACAAGCUGUGUUAAGAUCUAUUUGUGCAGCUGUUUGGCGCCUCUAACGUGCGUUUUAAAUUGCGAUGUUUGCUUUUAAUUCCCUAACUGGCAGAUGUCUUGAAACUGUCAUUCAUUUUGGCAGGGCACUUUGGCAGCCAGCCAAUCUUUUAACUAUUUAAGAAAUCAUUUUAUAUAUGAUUGCUUUAGUUGAGGUAAGCAACAAUUUAUGUUGUAUUCGUUGAUAGCCUUGAUAUUGCUUGUUAUUUUCAACGGAUAUUGAAGUCUUUAAGAAGCUGUUUGGAUCCUGCAAGGACCCCAAUAGCGCAUUGAGAGGAAGCGAUUAGUCCUUCCUCUACUGCAACCUUACCUGCGAUAAGUUAACAAAAGCAUUUGAUUCAUAUCUGUCUUUAACUACUAAUAUCCACAUACCCACAAUAAACAGGGGCAUCUAGGGUUAUAUAGAUCCUUAAAGCCCUGGGAUUGAUAAAACAGAUCGAGCAUCAGGUUAUUCGCUUGACUAUUCCAGACUCUCAGCGCAGUUUUGAUAAAAUAUUAAAGAUUGAAGCAUAUAUUAUAAAUAUUGUCCUGUUUAAACUGUAACUUUGCCAAAUUCUUCUAUUAGAUACACUUAUCAUACUCAAGCAUAAAAAUUCUAAGCUCCGAAAGUGUAUUCGAACUUCAGCGGAAAUUAUUUUUUAUUUUUAAGCUAUUAACUAAUUUUAUUUCAAUUGAUGAAACAGAAAACACAUGUCACAGAAAAAACGA
Molecule: messenger RNA, 3077 nt
Organism: Drosophila virilis
Lineage: Eukaryota; Metazoa; Arthropoda; Insecta; Diptera; Drosophilidae
Gene: Camp
Product: Cathelicidin-like antimicrobial protein
Source: RefSeq, a predicted model, not a curated record